AUGCUGUGGUUCCGCUGGCUGCUAAAAAAGAUAACAUUGCUUUUAAAAAAUACCAAUGAACUAAAAAUUCUUGUUUCUAGAUUUGGAGCAAGAGGUGGUGGUGGCCUUCCCCCGAAGAAAUUUGGUAAUCCUGGGGAGCGUUUACGUAAAAAGAAGUGGGAUUUGAGUGAGCUCCCCAAGUUUGAGAAAAAUUUUUAUGUCGAACAUCCAGAAGUGGCGAGGCUGACUCCAUAUGAGGUUGAUGAGCUACGCCGAAAAAAAGAGAUUACAGUUCGAGGGGGAGAUGUUUGUCCUAAGCCUGUCUUUGCCUUCCAUCAUGCUAACUUCCCACAAUACGUAAUGGAUGUGUUGAUGGAUCAGCACUUUACAGAACCAACUCCAAUUCAGUGCCAGGGAUUUCCAUUAGCUCUUAGUGGCCGGGAUAUGGUGGGCAUUGCUCAGACGGGCUCUGGGAAGACAUUGGCGUAUUUGCUGCCUGCAAUUGUUCAUAUUAACCACCAGCCAUAUUUGGAAAGGGGAGAUGGCCCAAUUUGUCUCGUACUAGCUCCUACCAGAGAGCUUGCUCAGCAAGUACAGCAAGUGGCUGAUGACUAUGGCAAGUGUUCAAGAUUGAAGAGUACUUGCAUUUAUGGAGGUGCCCCUAAAGGCCCCCAGAUUCGAGACUUGGAAAGAGGUGUUGAGAUCUGCAUAGCUACUCCUGGACGCCUGAUAGAUUUCCUGGAGUCAGGAAAGACAAACCUUCGCCGCUGUACUUACCUUGUUCUGGAUGAAGCUGAUAGAAUGCUUGAUAUGGGCUUUGAACCUCAGAUCCGUAAAAUUGUUGACCAAAUCAGGCCCGACAGACAAACAUUGAUGUGGAGUGCAACCUGGCCAAAAGAAGUAAGACAGCUUGCAGAGGAUUUCUUGCGUGAUUAUACUCAGAUCAACGUAGGCAAUCUGGAAUUGAGUGCCAACCACAACAUCCUUCAGAUUGUGGAUGUCUGCAUGGAAAGUGAAAAAGACCACAAAUUGAUCCAACUGAUGGAGGAAAUAAUGGCUGAAAAGGAAAAUAAGACCAUAAUAUUUGUGGAGACAAAGAGACGCUGUGAUGACCUCACUCGAAGGAUGCGCAGAGAUGGUUGGCCAGCUAUGUGUAUCCAUGGAGAUAAGAGUCAACCAGAAAGAGAUUGGGUACUUAAUGAGUUCCGCUCUGGAAAGGCUCCUAUCCUCAUUGCCACGGAUGUAGCCUCCCGUGGGCUAGGUUUGUAUAGAUAGGUGUCUCUGUCAAUGUUUAUGUAUCUUUUGGUUUAAAGAUUUGUUUGUCAUUUGAAAUUUAGAGUUAUAUAUAUAUGUAUAUAUCUAUUCAGUAAAAAAGAGGAGGAUAUAUAGUGGGUUUUUUGUCUCCUCCCCCGCAGUUUUUUUAAUCCUUGGUUUUUGGGGGGUUUUGUUUUGUUCUCCCCCUUUUAUUUUCAAAGUCUCUUCCUGCUCCUAACAAACAGGCUUUGGUCUGCAGCAAGGCCUAGGCAUGGCUGUUUAGUUAGAGGGAGAAGAGACACUCAUUUGAACAUUCAGUUUAAUUUUUUUCUGGUUAAAUCUUAUUUUCUGGCUGGAUAGGAGGAGCCUGAUUGAACCUAGCUAUCAUGAGCUAGUUUCUUCUGGUUAUUUUUUUUCUGUAUCAUUUUAUCUGUUAUAUGUAGAGAGGCCAGAUUCCAUGAAUUCUUAUUAAAUGAUAUUUAAUAAGUCCGUAAUACUUCAUUCAAUUAAAUCUGUAUUGCCCAGUGUUACUUGCUGAAGUAAAUUAAUGAUGGAUUCUUAGUUUCCCCUUCUUCCCCCCCAUACCUGUAUCUGAAAUGUGCUAAUUCUGAGAGCUUAAUCAGAAGAUAUUCUGGAGGUUCUGACCCAUUAAUGAUUAAUACCAUGGUACUUUAGCCCAACAUUCUGAGCUAAACAGGUCUGACUCAGAACUUUUAUAUUUAAAAAGAGAUGAUUUGUGUCACUAGGAAAUCUUCAAACUAUUGACAGUAAUUUCUUGUCCAGAAAGGUGAGAAUCAUCAUAUUCCCAUAUACCAGUUAAAGAAAACAAGUAUUUAGACUGGACUAAAAAGUGGUGGAGCCUUUUUUAUCCAUUGGACUUACCAUUCCCUCCUUCAGAGGUGGUGACCUGCAGCCAUGACAGAGAGUUGUCUCUGCCCUCUGAGGUCAUGUCUGGAGCUGUGCCGUUAGAACUUGGGCCUGUUGGGAGAGGAGGUGGAGGCCUGAAAGCAGUUCACGCAAAAGCUUUCAGUGAUGGUGGUUUUUAAACAGGCUUGCUAUGUGCUGGUAGCUUCUUUGUGCAUCUUGCCUAGACAAUUAAAAAUAUUUGCUCCAUGUUCCCCUACAUUUCUAAACCAUAUCAAUUGGCUGCCAUUAGAAUAACUUAGACUCUUCAUCCUGCCCCCUCUCGUCCAAGUGAGGGGAGAGGGAAGGUACCUGAGUCUGUUUCUUGUUACUCAACAUCAGUGUUUACUUUGGGCCCCUUUAUUUGCUGCCUUAUAAAAAUCAAAGGAGGGAGAAAACCCACCAAAAUGGCAGAAUUCUGACCAAGGUCCUACAAGAUCCUGGAAAGUGAAGGCUUCUACCUCAUAGACAGGGGUGCAAUUUUCAGCUGAGUCACCAGGCCUUUUUUCCCUUCCUGUCAAGCGAUGGUCUCUUAAAUGUUCCCUUCAGGUAAGUUCUUUGAUUCCCCUAAUUUUAUAAUAGUCAUCCUCAGGCGACCACCAUGCCCUUUCCACUGGGAUAUUUUUAAUUUCUCCUUUUUUGUUUAAGCUACACACUGUUAAACUAAAAGUAUUGAAUUUAAUUUGUUUUGUUUUUUAACAGAAGCUUUGCUAUCAGCUGCAGAUCACCCAAUAAAUGGCCGAGGCAAAUCUACAUUGGCCCGAAGCAGCUCUAGAUGAGCCUGUUUGGCUAGUCUGAGACCCUCCCAAUUAGUGAUUGGAGAUUCAGGCCAUGUUGUAGGGCUUCCAGACCAAAGGUUCUUAUUGCUGGCCAGAACAUUCACUUUUCUAUUUCUUACCUUGCUACAGCAUCUUCUGUAAAGGCAGCAAGAUAAUAUUGUGGCAGUGCAUAAAUAACAGCAGGGCAGGCUUGCCUGGAGAAAACCAAAGUCUGCUCCUGCCCUCACCUGCCCUCGGCCAGCCAUGUGCACGCACAGGACACCUUUCUAGUGUGAAGAAUUUGCACCAUGUCCACCCCUUUGAGCCCCGUCAGAAGUGCCCCCAAGCAUUAGUAUCUGAACUGUUGACUGCAGCCCCAGUGCCUUCUGCUAGGAAUUA
This is a messenger RNA of Fukomys damarensis (Damara mole-rat), 3293 nucleotides long. Its product is annotated as probable ATP-dependent RNA helicase DDX17. The record is from RefSeq and is a predicted model, not a curated record. Gene Ontology annotation, cellular component: nucleus; cytoplasm; ribonucleoprotein complex. Gene Ontology annotation, molecular function: RNA helicase activity; ATP binding; RNA binding. NCBI's taxonomy places the organism in Eukaryota, Metazoa, Chordata, Mammalia, Rodentia, Bathyergidae. The transcript is spliced from 11 exons. Gene Ontology annotation, biological process: alternative mRNA splicing, via spliceosome. Bases 1 to 1254 code for a protein of 417 amino acids.